Molecule: messenger RNA, 1228 nt
Organism: Heterobilharzia americana
Lineage: Eukaryota; Metazoa; Platyhelminthes; Trematoda; Strigeidida; Schistosomatidae
Source: the annotation of a GenBank genome assembly
UUUCCUUAUUAUUAAUUUUAUGUCUUAGAUUAGAGAGAAUCACACAGUGUGGUACACUCAUUUUGUCCAAGUAAGACAAGAUCUAUACUGUAAAACGUAUUCAAUCGGAAUUUAGCACGCGACCAGUAAAUGAACUAAUUGAUUUAAGUAAUAAUGUCGAUAUUGAACUCCAUAAACCAGUAUGUACAAAACUUAUUGGCUCAAAAAUAUGUUAUAGGAGAGUUGAUGAAUCAACCAAUAAGAGGAAUUCUCAGCGAUCAAUUGUGACAAGUGAAUUAAGAAUAAACAGUAUUAUUAACUCAAAGACUUUACUGUUCACACGUCGACAAAGUAACCCAGCCACUAAACAGAUGGAUAAUACUGAAAGUAAACGAUGGAGAUAACAGUGGUGUUCCAUGACCUCGACCAAGAACAGGAAGAAAAACAAGUGGAAGAAGAUGAAACAGUGGAAGAAGAUAUGGAUAAUAUUCAACCGUUACGUUUAAACACUCAUCGUAAAUCAAAUGAAUCUCUGCCAACAUUAUUACAGCGAGCACAGUCAAGUGACUCACCAUUUUCUAUUGGAGCACCACAGUCUGGAAACAAACAGAAGCCUGCUCUGAAUAAACUAGCUUCAUUUAGGUUACCAAGUCGUCGGCCUAGUGAAAUAUCGGUUAAUGAUUUUCUGUCUAUGCCACCUGUGCUUGAAAGUAUAGAUGCUCAGCGUAGAUCCACUCUGGUUGGACUUGCAGAUGAUAAACACAGCUUACUGAACAGGCGGACAAGCUCACCAUCCGAAGAAAAUAUGGCAAAGGUGCAAAUGACAGGUUCGAAAUCUCAAGAUUACGGUGAAUUAAGAAAAUGCAGUCAGAGUGAAAAUAUUAAUGAAACUUUGUCCAAGAGUCAAGGAAGCUGUGAACGUGAAUAAUCUUGGCACGAAUGGGAAACACUAUGAAAGGAUGCAAACAUUCCAACCAAUUUUUACGGAUGUAACUUUAAAGCAGAUGAGAUCAAUUGCAGACGACUUUUAAAUCUCCAUAUUGCCACACAUCAUCUGUUCAAUCCAGUACUAAUGAGUACCAGUCGCUAAUACAAUUAUGCAACUCAUUUAUGGAAAGCUAUGAUUUAUUUGUUUAUGAAUCGCCUAGUUUCACUAUUCCUUGUAGACAGUUAUGUCAAGUUACGUUUAAAAUCAAUUUGUAAUGAAUUCGAAUAAUCUAUUAGUUUUGUUAACUUAAUAGUAUUUUUG